GCUGUGGACGUCGCCAGGAACCUGUGGUGGCGUAGGUUGCGCCUUAACCGCUUGACACCUCUUGCGCAGCAUGUCGCGCCAGGUCAAGGAUGGUAAAGACUCGGCUCACUCUCGCCCCGUUCCCGAGGGAGCCACGGCGUCGCCAUCGGCAGCGCCUCCCUCAGGUUCUAGCGGGGCUAACUCGCCCAUGUCCGGCAACAAGAUCGUUAAAACGUGGAGAGUCAUGGGCGACCGAACCCGCUCUAAGACCAAAGACAUCUUGAAGAGGUGGCAGACGAUGAACAAUGGACAGACUUCGGAAGACUCAUUAGCGGGCCUCGAUGACUUCAGCGACAUCAGCGGCAGCACGGAGAGUGACCGAGGGCACAGGGGCAGCAAGAAGGGCACUUGGAGCGUCCAUGUAUGGAAGAAUGCGUCACUACGCGGGCUGGUCCGAGGACAACGAGUUCUACUUGACAAUGAAGGAGAUCCAUGCUGACUUCUUCGAGUGCCUACUUGAACACGUGGGCAAGAUCGAGCCGGAGUACGGCUUUGAGUUCGACGUGGACCGGAUCCCAGACCGGGUCCAGAUGUACCAAUGGCUUAACAUGUGGGGUAACCUCACCCACGGGGCCAGAGCUAUGGUCGACUUCCCCAUAUGGCUUCAGAUUCUGCCCAAGAUUCUCUUUAAAGUCAUCAACAGGAGAGAUGAUGGCAUCGUCUCCUACGACGAGUUAAGGAGUUUUUACGCCCUCUUCAUCAAACUUCCCGACGACCAAGUUGACAACAUCACUGAGGAGGCUUACAGAGCUCUUACCUCGUUGAAAAUGAAGCUAUUUCUGGAUGUCUUCAAAGGUUAUCUCCUGAAAUAUCUGAAUGCUAUUCCCAAAUACUUUUAG
Procambarus clarkii (red swamp crayfish) is the source of this 878-nucleotide messenger RNA. NCBI's taxonomy places the organism in Eukaryota, Metazoa, Arthropoda, Malacostraca, Decapoda, Cambaridae. The record is from RefSeq and is a predicted model, not a curated record.